UCCAUAAGUGCCAUUACAAGAACAUCAAUUUUCAUUCAUCUUUAUCAUCUCCAAUCUUCAAUUUGUAAUUCACAUAUAGGACAAUUUCAAUCUUCAUAUGAAUAUAUGAGUCUCUUAGAUAAGAAUAGAGGCCCCAUUUAAUUCUCUCUCUUCCUCAUCCAAUCUCACCCCCUAAUCUUCUCAUUCUACAGUAACUUACUUUCAUUCACCUCCGAAUUUCAUCUUGAAAGUUUAAUUCUUUACAUAUUCUUCAUAUGCACUUCAACUAUUUCUUCAUUUGUGUGAAAAUUUUCAUCUCUAAUCCCUAAAUUGAAUUAACCUCUGAAUUCUUAAAAAAGGAUUUCGACUGUGAACUGAAUUUGAUGGCGUCAACAUUUCUGAACAACUACGUUCCUUGUAAUGCUGGAUCAAUUAAGAAUUUCAAUAAUGCACAGCGAUUUGUGGGUUUUGGUUCUGAUUUAGGGUUAGGGUUUGCGAAAAUUCGCCCAACAAAUUGGGGAAAUCCUGGGCAUGCUUGUGCAUCACCAUUGGUGGUGAGAGCAAGUGAGAAGAGAGAGAAUUUGACUCAGCAAAAGACAGGUUUGAGUAUUGAAGAAUGUGAAGCUGCAGUUGUUGCUGGGAAUGCACCUUCUGCUCCUCCAGUUCCUCCGAAGCCGAAAGCGCCUGCUGGCACACCUGUUAUCUCUCCCCUUUCACUAGGUCGGCGUCCUCGUCGUAAUCGGAGAUCACCUGUCUUUAGAGCAGCAUUUCAAGAGACAAACUUGUCCCCAGCAAAUCUGGUCUAUCCUUUGUUCAUUCAUGAGGGAGAAGAGGACACACCAAUUGGGGCAAUGCCUGGCUGUUAUAGACUAGGAUGGAGGCAUGGCCUUGUAGAAGAGGUAGCUAAAGCCCGUGAUGUUGGUGUUAACAACAUUGUUCUCUUUCCAAAAGUUCCUGAUGCUUUGAAGACAUCCACAGGUGUUGAAGCAUACAAUGAAGAUGGUUUGGUUCCGAGGACAAUAAGAUUGCUGAAGGACAAAUUUCCUGAUCUUGUAAUUUACACAGAUGUUGCCUUAGAUCCAUAUUCUUCAGAUGGUCAUGAUGGUAUUGUUAGAGAAGAUGGUGUAAUCAUGAACGAUGAGACUGUACACCAACUAUGCAAACAAGCUGUAGCCCAGGCUCGAGCAGGAGCAGAUGUUGUCAGUCCUAGUGAUAUGAUGGACGGUCGUGUUGGAGCAAUUCGUGCAGCACUUGAUGCAGAAGGAUUUCCGCAUGUUUCCAUCAUGUCCUACACGGCAAAGUAUGCAAGCUCAUUUUAUGGUCCAUUCCGAGAAGCACUGGACUCUAAUCCACGCUUUGGGGACAAGAAAACCUAUCAAAUGAAUCCAGCAAACUACAGAGAGGCUUUGAUUGAAACUCAUGAAGAUGAGUCUGAAGGAGCUGAUAUCCUAUUGGUAAAACCUGGGCUUCCUUACUUGGAUAUUAUUAGACUCCUUCGGGACAACUCAGCUCUGCCAAUUGCUGCAUAUCAGGUUUCUGGUGAGUACUCCAUGAUAAAGGCAGGCGGGGUUCUCAAAAUGAUUGAUGAGGAGAAGGUCAUGAUGGAAUCACUUCUUUGUCUCCGUCGAGCUGGUGCUGACAUCAUUCUUACUUAUUUUGCUUUACAAGCUGCAAGAUGUUUAUGUGGAGAGAAGAGAUGAUUCCCUUUAAUGGACCAAAGAAGUGUCAAAAUUGCAGUAUUUGUAGAGGUGCAGAGCAGGAAUAUGAUGUUUUAUGUAUUUGUUCCAGAGAUUUGAAUCUCAGUUUUUCCAGGAGUGUUUAGCUAGUUGUUACAGCCUUACGAGGUCCGAAGGAAGAAAGUUAGGGAAAGAAGAGGAAAAUUCGAGAGAGGUUAUAUGUGCAUGAAGUAGAGGAGGUUAUUUGUGCAUAAUUGUACUGACUGCAUUUGUAGAUGUCUUACGGAAAAUUAUGAAAAUGGUUCUUGUAGCCCUUUUGGCUAAUA
This is a messenger RNA of Beta vulgaris subsp. vulgaris (sugar beet), 1981 nucleotides long. RefSeq names its product delta-aminolevulinic acid dehydratase, chloroplastic. Gene Ontology annotation, molecular function: zinc ion binding; porphobilinogen synthase activity. The record is from RefSeq and is a predicted model, not a curated record. The transcript has 12 exons. Gene Ontology annotation, biological process: heme biosynthetic process. Bases 363 to 1679 code for a protein of 438 amino acids. Lineage: Eukaryota; Viridiplantae; Streptophyta; Magnoliopsida; Caryophyllales; Amaranthaceae. Gene Ontology annotation, cellular component: cytosol.